AGUGCCAGUCGACCAGUCAUUUUUUUAAGGUGUGAAAAAGUUGUGAUGUUAUUUUUUUGAGUUCCUAGAUUGUAAAUUCCAUAGAAUGGCUACUGGAACAACACUACAAAAAGCUAUUGAAUUAGUUACUAAAGCUACAGAGGAGGAUCGCAACAAGAACUAUGAAGAAGCAUUAAGAUUGUAUGAACAUGGAGUAGAAUAUUUUCUACAUGCUAUCAAAUAUGAGGCACAGGGUGAAAAAGCCAAGGAGAGUAUUAGAGCAAAGUGUAUCCAAUAUCUAGAAAGAGCUGAAAAACUAAAGGAUUCAAUCAAGAAGGGAAAGAAAAAACCUGUGUUGGAUGGAGGCUCAUCAAAGGAUGACAAGAAAAGUGAUAGUGAUGAAGAUGAUGAUGACCCAGAUAAGAAAAAGCUCCAGAGCAAACUGGAAGGUGCUAUUGUAGUAGAAAAACCUCAUGUUAAGUGGAGUGAUGUAGCUGGUUUGGAUGCAGCUAAAGAAGCUCUAAAAGAGGCUGUCAUAUUGCCUAUCAAGUUCCCUCAUUUGUUUAGUGGCAAAAGAGUACCCUGGAAAGGAAUAUUAUUGUUUGGGCCCCCUGGUACUGGUAAAUCAUACCUGGCUAAAGCAGUGGCCACAGAAGCAAAUAAUUCCACAUUCUUCUCAGUGUCAUCUUCUGAUCUUGUAUCCAAAUGGUUGGGAGAAUCUGAGAAACUAGUUAAAAAUCUGUUUGAAAUGGCAAGGCAACACAAGCCUAGCAUUAUUUUUAUUGAUGAAAUUGACUCUUUGUGUUCUUCACGUUCUGACAAUGAAUCAGAGUCUGCUAGGAGGAUAAAAACUGAGUUUUUGGUCCAAAUGCAAGGUGUUGGUCAUGACACAGAGGGUAUACUGGUAUUAGGAGCAACAAAUAUACCCUGGGUACUAGACUCUGCUAUACGUAGAAGAUUUGAAAAGAGGAUCUACAUUCCCCUACCUGAAGAACCUGCCAGGGCUGUGAUGUUCAAAUUACAUUUAGGAAAUACACACACAGAGCUCACAGAAGAGGACAUCAAAGAGCUAGCCAAUAAAACAGAAGGCUACUCUGGAGCCGAUAUCAGCAUAGUGGUGCGAGACGCGCUGAUGCAGCCGGUGCGCAAAGUACAAACUGCGACGCACUUCAAGCGCAUCCGCGGUCCCAGUCCCGUGGACCCCGACACGAUAGUCGACGAUCUGCUGAUUCCGUGCUCGCCGGGUGCGCCCGGAGCCCUCGAGAUGUCCUGGAUGGAUAUACCGAGCGAGAAGCUGGCCGAGCCGCCUGUCACUUGCAAUGAUAUGUUGAGGUCAAUUGCAACAUCUAAACCGACAGUCAAUGACGAAGAUUUGACGAAAUUGCGGAAAUUUAUGGACGACUUUGGUCAAGAAGGAUAAAAUACUCAAAAGUGUCCUCUUACUCUUCAUAAAGGCAAGUUGAAUAUUGUUUUAAAAUUGAAAAUGAAGGAGAUCGUCACCAAUUUGCGAAUUUCCUGCAUCAUGUAUUUAGAGAAGAAAUUUCAGAUGUUAUAUUGUUGCUUUUUUUUAGUAAUAAAUGAAAUUGUUUUUUUUACUUAUACACUAUAUGAGCCUUAUUUUAAAUUAAGAUAACAUAGUUUAUAUUUGUAUUCAUAUUAAAAAUAAAGUAUUUGAGAAGAGAUUUUUAAUAUAGUUAUUAGAUUAUUCAAAUUUUUUUGAUGUUGUCUACAAUUUUAACAAACGAUUUCAUAAUGGUUGAUUUUGACAUAACAACAAAAAACGUUCUCUCAAUUUCGGGGAUAGUAUUCAAAAUAAUGAUGAGAAAAGUUGGAAGAUUGAAAAUAUAUUUAUGGAACAAUUAUUCAGUAACAUGUAGCUUCCAUUUCUACCAUUGGGCAAAAAAGGUUGAGUUGGCACGUUUUUGUUUCCAAAUACAAAUCAUGUCAAUGUCACAAACGAAAACCGGAAUUAUAUAAAUUAAAUUGAGAAUCACAAAAAACUAUUCAUUAUACUGUGUGUCUCAUUUUAAUUCUGCCCCCAUUCUCUAUCUCGGUUAUUGUCCAAAAUUUGAUAGGAAUCACAUAUAGUGCGUUGGGUUGGUUCAAAAAAGAAUAAGAAUAUUGCUUUUCUGGCUACCAUCAUGAAAUUUGGCAUACAUGAUGAGAAAUAUAUAGGAAACAAAAAACCAUCGAGACACAAGCUCUGUCUGGAAUAUUUCGUCCGCCAUUUUUUAAAAUGGCGGCCGAAAACUAGAUUUUUGCUGAUAUCUCAAGAACGGUGCAAAAUUUUGGAAGAAUUCAAACUCAUGAAAUCAAGAAAAUUACAAGGCGGACAUUUUUUGUCUGAAACAUUUUCUUGUGAAGCUGAUAUUGAAGUCAACAAAUUGAGUAUAUUCAGUGGAGAAUCCUCGUUUUCUCAAAACAUCAUUUAAAAUACCAACAAUUACCCCGUUACCGAGUAUCCCUACCUAUUCAUAAAAAUCCUCGUUACACACGUGUUCAUCUAUUUUUAUAGAAUAUCUUUUUUAACUCUACAAUAUACCGGGUGGGGCAUUUAUCUUGAGGCAACAUUAUAUAUCGCUUGUAUUCGAUUAUUUUUUUUUUUUUUUUAGAAAAAAUACUUUAUUGAACAAAUAAACAUUGGACAGUUUUGCCACAAGCAUCUGAUGAAUGUUCAGAAUUGAUCAGCUGCAGAUGCAAAACAAUGUGUAUUCUGAACUGAAAAUGCAAUAGAUUUAAUUUGCAGUGUACUGCUUUAUGCACGUGUGAUGGACAGUGUACUCAAUAAACAUUAUUUGUAAUACUGUUGUAAUAGUUAGUACACCAAGAUUCUUACUGAUCUAAACUAACUUAAUUAAACAUCAAGCCUAUAACAUGAUUGAUACAUGAUUUUAUUUAGAUUAAAAUAAUUGACCGCCAUUUUACGUAAUGGUACCUUCGGUUUGAAUCCUCAAGAAAGAGUUCAUCAUACACAUAACUCAGAAUCAUGAUUUCUGUGGCUAAUCUUAGCCUGAAUGUUUCCAUUUUGAUUUUUUCUUGAGAAACCUUGAAAAAUUGAAUUUUAAUAUUUCGAUUAUUGAAUUUUUGAUUCGUCUGACAAAAGAAUGUUUCGAACAAAAAAUGACCGCCUUAAUAUCCUCUAUAUUGCAUCACUUUGAACUUUCCCGAUAUUCCCCACCGUUCUGGAGAUAUUAGCAAAAAUCUAGCUUUCGGUCGCCAUUUUGAAAAAUGGCGGCUGAAAUAUUCCAGAUACAGCGUGUGUCCCGAUGGAUUUUUUGUUUUCUAUAUAUUCAUCAACAUGUGUACCGAAUUUCAUGCUGGUAGCCAGAAUAGCAAUAUUCUUGUGCUAACAUAACGCACUAAUAAAUGAUAACCAAUAGGCAGCUUAAAAAGUGAGACACACUGUAGAUAAACUUGAAAAAAGUAACAGGAAAAUUUUAACAUAAUGGUAUAUUGUCUCUUACAUAGAAAGUCAAUAUUACAGUUGACUAGAAUCUCAAUAAUUCCACCCCUAUAGGGAGUUCCACUAUGAUUGGUCAAAACCCCAUAGUUUAGAGUAGGACGGCAAUUUCGUUUAUUUUUUCAAUAAUGAAAGAUCAACUUUGUGAUAAAGUGAACACAUGAACACAUAUAAAACAAAUAAUAAUAUUAAAAGGUCAACUAAUGAAUUCCACUCAG
Molecule: messenger RNA, 3657 nt
Organism: Phaedon cochleariae (mustard beetle)
Lineage: Eukaryota; Metazoa; Arthropoda; Insecta; Coleoptera; Chrysomelidae
Source: the annotation of a GenBank genome assembly